AUUACUUGUCAUUGAUAUGUCACCUUUAAUCAAUAUAAACAAAUGAACGAUCAGAUGAACAUGAAUGGAAUUGAAAAUAUUACGAGAGGCAUGGAUAAUUGUCUCACCCAUCCUACCAAUCCGGCAUGUUAUCUCAAUCGUGUAGAUGAUAUGAUUCUUUCCAAAAUGAACCAAAAGAAGCUGUUUCAUCCAUUGGUUCAAAUUCAAUUGAAAAAACACCAUCCUACAAAUCGAUGUGCAUUUGAGAGCCUCGAUUCACCUGAUUUGAUGACCCCUCUUCUCUGUUCUUCCUAAAGGGGUCGUCAGAAUUCAGUUUAUCAAUCAUUAGGAAAAAAAAGGUUGAGAUUGUAGAGAGAAUUGAAGAUGUCGACGGAAAUGGCUAACACAGAUCCAGAGGGAAUCGAUGGUGUUCGUAUGACCUGGAACGCCUGGCCUCGCACAAAAGUUGAAGCAAGCAAGUGCGUCAUUCCAAUCGCCGCUUCGAUUUCUCCGAUCCGUCCUCACCCACACAUACCCAACAAUCCUUACGCGCCUCUCCGAUGCAAGACCUGCUCCGCCGUUCUCAACCCUUUCUGCCGUGUCGACUUCUCUGCCCUGAUUUGGAUCUGCCCAUUCUGCUUUCAACGCAACCACUUCCCCCACCACUACUCCGGUAUUUCCGAAACCAAUGUCCCCGCAGAACUCUACCCCCAAUACACCACCGUCGAAUACGCCGUCCCCAAUCCCGACACCCGUCUUAACCCUCCUCAACCCGUCUACGUAUUCGUCCUCGACACGUGUAUGAUUGAGGAGGAAUUAAAGUAUGCCAAAUUGGCAUUACAACAAGCACUUGAAUUCAUACCGGAAAAUGCUUUGGUGGGUUUUGUUUCCUUCGGGACGCAGGUUCAGGUCCAUGAAUUGGGUUACGCUGAUAUCUCCAAGGUUUAUGUGUUUCAAGGCUCCAAAGAGAUGACAAGAGAGGAUGUACUCGAUCAACUAGGACUCCUCGCCGGCGUUGCCAAUGGCCGGAGAAUGGGUGGUGGACCGGGUUUUCAAAAGGGGGUAGUACAAGGACAAGGACAAGGGUUUCCAAAUUCAGGGGUUUCCAGGUUUUUGUUGCCUGCUUCCGAAGGCGCCUACAUAAUCCAUUCGCGAUUAGAAGAAUUGGGUGUCGAUUUAUGGCCUGUUGCACCUGGUAAUCGAUCGUUGAGAUGCACUGGUGUCGCAUUAAGUGUUGCAGCAGGUUUGAUUUGUGCUUGUUCGCCUGGAACUGGUGGUCGUAUAGUGGCUCUGGUUGGUGGGCCAUGCACAGAAGGCAAUGGUUCUAUUGUCUCACAAGAUUUAUCUGAUCCAGUUCGAUCGCAUAAAGAUUUAGAUAAAGAUUCAGCAUUAUACUUUAGAAAAGCAGUCAAUUUUUAUGAGGAACUUUCAAAGCAGAUGGUUAGCCAGGGUCAUGUUUUGGACCUUUUUGCUUCUGCACUAGAUCAGGUUGGGGUUGCAGAGAUGAAGGUUAUUAUUGAAAGAACUGGAGGCCUUGUUGUUCUAUCAGAAAGUUUUGGUCAUUCGGUUUUUAAAGAUUCAUUUAAACGUGUUUUUGAAAACAGAGAAGAUUCUCUUGGUCUUUCUUAUAAUGGCACACUUGAGAUGAACUGUUCAAAAGAUAUAAAAAUUCAAGGGAUUAUUGGACCUUGCACAUCUCUUGAGAAGAAAGGACCUGCUGUUGCAAGCACAACAAUUGGUCAAGGGAACACUAAUGCAUGGAAGCUGUGUGGACUUGAUAACGACACUUGUUUGACUGUUUUAUUUGACAUUUCUUCAAGUGAUAAACCAGAUCAUUCUGGAAACUUAAAUCCACAAUUGUAUAUACAAACACUUACAAGCUACCAAAGUAUUGAUGGACAAUCAAAGCUUCGAGUUACUACCAUUACAAGAAGAUGGAUAGAGGGUUCAGCAGUUUCAGAGGAAUUAAUGCAAGGUUUUGAUCAAGAGACUGCUGCUGUAGUAAUGGCUAGAUUAACAUCUUAUAAAAUGGAAACCGAGGAAACAUUCGAUGCAACAAGGUGGUUAGAUAGAAAUCUGAUCCGUCUAUGUUCUAGAUUUGGCGACUACAGAAAAGAUGAUCCGACUUCAUUUUCGUUAAACCCUAAUUUUUCUUUGUUCCCUCAAUUUAUGUUCAAUCUAAGGAGAUCUCCAUUCGUACAGGUGUUCAAUAACAGUCCAGAUGAGACAGCUUACUUUCGCAUGAUGCUAAAUCGGGAAAGCAUAACGAAUGCGACAGUGAUGAUCCAACCUUCUUUGAUCUCGUAUUCAUUCAAUUCGUUGCCUUCACCUGCUUUGCUUGAUGUGGCAUCCAUUUCAGCUGAUCGAAUCCUUUUGUUAGAUUCGUAUUUCAGUGUUGUUAUUUUCCAUGGAAUCACUGUUGCUCAAUGGAGGAACAUGGGCUACCAAAAUCAACCAGAACACCAGGCAUUUUCACAAUUAUUGCAAGCUCCACAUGAUGAUGCUGAAUUGAUAAUACGUGAUCGAUUUCCUGCCCCACGAUUGGUGGUGUGUGAUCAGCAUGGUUCUCAGGCACGAUUCUUAUUGGCCAAGUUGAAUCCUUCAGCAACUUACAAUAGUGACGUGGGUGCUGGAAUGGAUGUUAUCUUCACUGAUGAUGUAAAUCUUCAAGUAUUCCUUGAACAUCUACAAAGGCUAGCAGUUCAAUCUUCUUAGAUACAUACCACUUUAAAUAGCACUUGAUAGGGUUACAAAAUUUUCAUUUUUCAUCAAAGUUUUGCAGCAUAAUCUAGAAAUGAUUAUUUACACAAAAACGUGUGAUUGAUCAAACCACGGUUUGCGAAUUUGAUGUAGUUUGCUUCGUUUAAAUCAAAUGGGAUAAUGAAAGAAAGAUGAAACAUGUAAAUUUGAAGGUUGAUGGAUUAUAUGAGGUGACAAUCUACUAUAAAAGAUUUAUUUUUAGUUG
Messenger RNA from Lactuca sativa (garden lettuce), 2944 nucleotides. Its product is annotated as protein transport protein SEC23 E. NCBI's taxonomy places the organism in Eukaryota, Viridiplantae, Streptophyta, Magnoliopsida, Asterales, Asteraceae. Gene Ontology annotation, molecular function: GTPase activator activity; zinc ion binding. Gene Ontology annotation, biological process: intracellular protein transport; COPII-coated vesicle cargo loading; COPII-coated vesicle budding. The record is from RefSeq and is a predicted model, not a curated record. Gene Ontology annotation, cellular component: endoplasmic reticulum exit site; COPII vesicle coat.